Messenger RNA from Cuscuta campestris, 1370 nucleotides. The record is from the annotation of a GenBank genome assembly. Lineage: Eukaryota; Viridiplantae; Streptophyta; Magnoliopsida; Solanales; Convolvulaceae.
AACCCGAAGCUUUUAAAAAUUAGGGAACCCAAAGGCGCCACCCCUAUAUUAUGCGGAGUAUUCGUCAGUCCUCGUACAUGUCGGAAGUUUUUGGGGGUAUUAUUCGAUAACGACCGAUGGCUUCUUCGGGAUCUGUAGCUUUAAGGUACGAAGUUAACUGCGACUUCGUCCAGCAGAAAAACCUAAUUUCCCCAUUAUCAUCAUCAGUUGUGUUCCAAGUGCAGAGCAUCUUUAGAUUAAGCGUGGCAGGAAAUCCUAUGACGGAGUUCCUGGAGAAGAAGGGUUGGCGGGAGAGAAGGCAGUCAUCCCUCGAGCUUCCUUGGUCUACAGACGAGGGAUUAAUAAUAGAUGAUGAUCACAAUCUUAAAAUAUCCGAAACCCUUACUCUCCUUAAUGUUCCCAAAUCCUAUCAUCAGCUCAUCAUCCGCGGAGUCCCCCCGCAGAGUGUUGGCGCCUUACAUCUCGUGGGCGUAGCUCCAAAGCUUCUGGUGCAUAUCUUAGAGGUGACUCACCUUACACUCCCGCUGAUUGACGAACAAGGAAGAGCAAUCUGUCCGGAAGGUAGAAGAGAUUACGCCUUCAUGAGUUAUGGUCUUCAAACAGAAAAAGAAGAAUUUGAUCAGGCAAAAUUUGUAGAUUCUAUCAAGAAGUUAAUUGUGGUAGCAGGAGGCGUUGAUGAAGAGGAGGAGUCUGCCUAUAUAGACAAAUGGUUUUGGGAUGUAAUUCAUGCCAUCAAAAGACUUGCUUGGCCUGUAACUAAGAAGGCAAUUGUGGUAGACGACGAGGAGGAGCGGACUUGCCCCAUCUGCUUGGAAGUAAUAUUAGAACUACACAAGACAUGGAGGAAGAUGCCUUGCUGCUCUAAAGCUUUCCACCGCGAUUGCAUCUCAAUUUGGACAGCCGAACGCGUCAACAAGUGCCCCUGGUGCCGUUCCUCCUUGCCACUCGUGCUUCAGUCUGCAAAGGGUCUGAUUCGACGUCUCAAUUCUGAACAUUUUUUUUGUACAAGUCGUCCUGGGUUUCAUGAUCUAUUGCUGAUAUUAUGGCAUCUUUUGUCUGAAAGAGUUUGGUGGACCACUCAGGUAGUACAUGAGCUCGGUUGCAACUGUGGUUGUCAAACUGCAAACAUUGACAUGAUAAGAGCUUAGCCAUUAGCAUCAGUUUGAUAACUUUGAUUCCUCAAUCAAACUGGAUGCUACUCUUAUUUAUACUGGCUAGUUAAUUUUCUAUAGUGGCAAAGUAUUAUAAGGCUGUCCAAGAAGAUUUUUUAUUUAUUUAACAUUUGCUAGCAAUAAGGCACUGUUUUGUGCAACACAGUUUGCAAAUAUCCAUUUAAUGGAUGAUGAGAGUAAUAAAGCUGUAGCUGUUCA